Haliotis rufescens (red abalone) is the source of this 1419-nucleotide messenger RNA. Its product is annotated as lengsin-like. The record is from RefSeq and is a predicted model, not a curated record. Gene Ontology annotation, cellular component: cytoplasm; membrane. Gene Ontology annotation, molecular function: glutamine synthetase activity. NCBI's taxonomy places the organism in Eukaryota, Metazoa, Mollusca, Gastropoda, Lepetellida, Haliotidae. The coding region runs from base 1 to 1419 and encodes 472 amino acids. The transcript has 3 exons.
AUGACUGAUCACAUCAACAAGUACGACUAUGUCCGCUUCUCUGUUGCUGACAUACAUGGACGAUCAAGAGGAAGAGUUGUGCCCGCACGACACGUGAAGAGCUGCUUGGAGACAGGUGUCACACUUUAUGCAGGUUUCUUGUCCUUUGGACUCCAUAAUGACUUCACCCUUCCAUCAGACAAGUUCAAUGAUGGCAGAAUGCCUAAGGCCUAUACACUACCUGAUCUCAGUACCUUAUAUAAUGUACCUUGGUGUGGUAAUGACGACAUCAAGGUGGCUGAGGUUAUCUGUUCAUUGUCGAUUGCACUCAACGGUGAAAUAGUCGGUCCAUCAGAGAAGCUCAAAGAUGACAGAGUGCCCAAAGCGUAUGCACUGCCUGAUUUCAGUACCUUGUAUAAUGUAUCUUGGUGUGGUAAUGACGACAUCAAGGUGGCUGAGGUUAUCUGUGAGAGCUACUGGUUAAUGAGCAGAUCGGUGCAACUUGCAUGUCCUCGAUAUGUUGCACGACAACAAUUAGAAAAAUUGACCAAUCAUGGAUUUAGCCUCUUUUCUGGAUACGAGGUUGAAUUUACACUGGCACAAGCUGGCAUACCGUAUCCUCUUGAACCAGAUUACAUGCGUCACAGAUUAGUCAGCAAACAUGACGGUUUUCUAUUUUACCUUGAAAAACACAUGCACCAAGCAGGUGUCGACAUAGGCUCUUUCCAUUCUGAGGGGGAUGCAGGAUUGUUUGAGAUGGUACUCCAACCAUCGUAUGGCAUCAAAAGUGCUGAUUCGUGCAUUACCUUUAAGAACGGAAUUCUAGAAAUAGGGGAUAAGAAAGAUUAUUCGGUUAGUUUCAACUCCAUGCAAGAAUCUGGCGGAGUAGGAAUGCAUUUUAACCAUUCUCUUUGGUCCUUAUCCGGGGGCGUCAAUGUGUUCCACGAUCCUGACAGUGACCAUGGUCUCAGCACUUUAGGAAGAUACUGGCUGGCCGGUCUCAUGAAACAUGCGAAGGCUCUGAGUGCUUUCUUCUGCCCGACCAGCAACUGUUACGAUCGUUUGCACAAGCCCAAUCUUCCUGGACUCAUCUACUGGAGUACUGAUAAACGUUCUGCUUGCGUUAAAGUCAAGUCUGUGGAUGCUGGGACCUAUGUUGAAAAUCGCAUUCCCAGUGGGAUGAGCAACCCUUACAUCACUCUGGCGGCCACAAUAGCUGCAGGGUUAGAUGGGAUUGUGAAGAAGUUGGAGUGCCCUCCUCUGGAUAAAAGUGUCCUGACCAAUGCUCUUCCUCAUACUCUUUCAGAGGCUUUAAGUGAACUUCAAGCAGACACGGAUAUGAUACACAGUUUGGGAGAAGACUUCAUUCAUUGGUUUGUAUGCACCAUGAAGACGGACAUUGAGGCUUCUUGCAGAGUUGCGUCCCUUAAUCGUGACUGA